Molecule: messenger RNA, 1683 nt
Organism: Lithohypha guttulata
Lineage: Eukaryota; Fungi; Ascomycota; Eurotiomycetes; Chaetothyriales; Trichomeriaceae
Exons: 1
Coding region: 1-1683 (560 amino acids)
Biological process (GO): positive regulation of transcription from RNA polymerase II promoter by galactose; DNA-templated transcription
Cellular component (GO): nucleus
Molecular function (GO): DNA-binding transcription factor activity, RNA polymerase II-specific; RNA polymerase II cis-regulatory region sequence-specific DNA binding; zinc ion binding
Source: RefSeq, a predicted model, not a curated record
AUGCAACACGCAGGUCGACAUACCAACGGCGAAAAUGUUAGUCCAGCCUUUUCCCUCGAAACACCUCCCAUGGGCGAACUUGACUGGGAUGAGCGACCAUCUAAUGUACAUGCAAAUCGCUUGAAUGAUGGCAUGGCUAGCUUGGCUGAUCGCAAUGGCUACAUGGGCAUAGCUUCUGGCUCAGCACUCCUGAGAAUGGCUGGUGAUGGCUAUGGAGAUGAACUUGUGAAUGGACAGGGACAUGCCUCAGCUCAAAUUUCUCCUCCGAUACUACCGGCGUUGUACUCACUAGCUCAGCUUGAGCCAUUCAUUGACUCGUACUUCGCCACGUACCACAUAUCGUAUCCGAUAGUUCACGAGCCCACGUUCCGAGCACAAUUCAUGGAUAUCAUACCGCGACCAAACGGUCGGUCAUGGCACGUCCUCAUGUAUAUCAUCGCUGCGAUUGGUUGCUUCGCAGCUGAAAGCAGUGGUCCUCCUCAGGCCGACAUCGGACUCUUCGAUGCUGCUAAGAGUCGGAUGAGCGUCGACAUGAUUGAGACUGGAAACAUCACGUUAGUUCAGGCUAUGACUCUAAUAUCGAAUUAUGUACAGAAAAGAAACCGGCCCAAUUCCGGCUACAACUACAUGGGCUUGGCGAAAAGGAUGGCAUGGGGCUUAGCAUUGCAUAAAGAAUUUCCUGCUUGGAGAGAUCAACCAUUCAGGCUCGAGCUCCGACGUAGAGUCUGGUGGUCCCUAUACAUAUUUGACGUCGGUGCGAUCAUUACUUUCAGUCGCCCUCUCGAUAUGCCGGCUGAUGGGAUCGAGGUUGGUCUGCCGCUAAAUAUUGCCGAUAGUGCAAUUACUUCUUCAACCAGGCGUGCGCCCGAGGGGAGCGCUUAUACUACGUUGUACACUCACGUACGAUGUCAAUCACUCUUCCAUCUGGCCACUAACAAUAUAUAUCAGCGUCUCAUCUCGGUGAUACCCUCAGCAGAAGAGAUGCUCGAGCUCGAUGCGAUACACCUACAGCAAUGGCUACAGAGUCUGCCCGUCUACUUCGCUGAGAGCAGUGUGCAGCCUGUCAAGUUUCGUCUGUGUCAUGCUAUCUUGCAAUGGCGAUGGAGGAACUUCAGACUUUUAAUGUUCAGACCAUAUCUUAUGCGAAGAUUUAUGAAGCACCAACAAUCCAAUACUUCCACCUCCAGCGCAACCGGAUCAAGUCCUGCUGAAGAUGCUGCAAUCCGCACCUGUCUUGCUACCGCCCAUGAGUCGAUUCGGAUGAUUUCUAAGUAUUGGAUGGAGGAGCACCAGAACGUAUUGACUUGUUGGUACGCGCUAUAUUUCCUUUUUCAGGCAGUUCUGUUACCAGUCAUCUCUCUUCGCAACGACUCCUAUUCAGAGCUAGCCCCGGGCUGGCGUGACGAUAUACUGCUCGCGCUUGACACAAUAUCCGACCUCAAUCGUCUUAAUCCUGCCGCAGCUCGUUGUCGUUCGGUCAUAACAAAGCUGUGUGGGGCCUACCUUGCAAUGGACAUCUCUCUAUGGGAGUCGCCGACUAAUGAGAGCCCCCAAACACAAAUGAACACUCUGUUUUCGUUCUUAUGCGGGCCCAUUACAGACUCCCAGCUGUUCGAUGUGCAGAAUUUACAGCUGCAGGAGUCGAGCUUCAUGGACUUCAUGGGCGAGUUAGGAGCUCCUUGA